Messenger RNA from Nicotiana tabacum (common tobacco), 510 nucleotides. NCBI's taxonomy places the organism in Eukaryota, Viridiplantae, Streptophyta, Magnoliopsida, Solanales, Solanaceae. The record is from RefSeq and is a predicted model, not a curated record.
AUGAAAGAUCUGGAUGAGUUAAAGUUCUUCCUUGGCAUUGAAUUUGCAAGAUCAAAUAAAGGCAUCUUUAUGUAUCAAAGAAAGUAUGCUCUUGAGCUAAUUGCUGAGGCAGACCUAGAAGGAGCUAAACCAGUUGGUACUCUACUAGAAUUGAACCAAAAACUUAUAACAGUAAAGUAUGAUGAGUGUAUCAAACAUAAGGAAUCAAGUGAGGAUAAGCAACUUGAAGAUCCCAGCAGCUAUCAAAGAUUGGUUGGAAGAUUAUUGUAUCUAACUAUGACCAUACCUGAUAUUGCCUUUGCAGUACAGGACAUAAUGAGCAACUCACUACCUACUGUGACUCUAACAUGGGGAGCAUGUAUAGAAACAAGAAGAUCAGUCACUAGGUACCUAGUCAAGUUUGGAAAGUCUUUGGUAUCCUGGAAGUCCAAGAAGCAGAAUACUGUCUCAAGACAGAGUCUGAGUUUAGAAGCAUGGAUGCUUAUACAGCAUAAAUCACAUGGUUGGUAG